AGAAAAAGGCUUGGAAAGUCUUUAGAAGAYCCGGGUUUAGAGCUGUGAGGAAGCUGUUACCACUUACCUUAAAAUAGUCCAACUAGAUUCCAGCUCCCUGUUCAGAUUGUUAGUGCAAGAUGGCAGACCAGAGGCAACGCUCGCUGUCGACCUCUGGAGAAUCCUUAUACCAUGUGCUAGGACUGGACAAGAACGCCACUUCGGAUGAUAUUAAAAAGUCAUACAGGAAGCUUGCACUGAAAUACCAUCCUGAUAAGAAUCCUGAUAAUCCAGAGGCAGCAGAAAAAUUUAAAGAGAUCAAUAAUGCACACGCAAUAUUGACUGAUGCCACGAAGAGAAACAUUUAUGAUAAGUAUGGAUCUCUGGGUCUGUAUGUAGCAGAGCAGUUUGGAGAAGAAAAUGUGAACACGUACUUUGUCCUAUCCAGCUGGUGGGCAAAGGCCUUGUUUGUCUUCUGUGGGCUCAUCACGGGCUGCUAUUGCUGCUGCUGUCUGUGCUGCUGCUGUAAUUGUUGCUGCGGGAAGUGUAAACCUAAACCCCCCGAAGGCGAAGAGCAGGAGUACUACGUCUCUCCAGAGGACUUGGAGGCACAGUUGCAGUCAGAUGAAAGGGAGGCCUCGGAAACACCUAUUGUGAUACAGCCAGCAUCAGCCACAGAGACAACCCAGCUCACAGCCGACUCUCACCCCAGCUACCACACCGAUGGAUUUAAUUAAGUUAAGAAAAUACUGUCAUUAGAAUGGAUAAGUAAAUACAUGGCCAACUCGACACUAGAAUCAUGAACAUUAGAAGUAGAGAUGGGGAGGGGGAAAAUUUCUGCCACAGUAAGAAGGCAGCUUUCCAACCUGCCGAAAAUAUUUUGUAAUCCCUUCAGCCUUUUGUCACCUUCAGUGUCGUAUCUUGAUGAUACGUGAAGUGCUGUAGCAUGCAGUAUUUAAAGCAGUUUAUCUAUGACCUUAUUUGUUUCCUUUCCUUUUUCUUUCUUCCUUUUUUUUUUUUAUUAGCAUGUAUGGAGUUAUGUUAAAUGUCUGUGGUGUAAUGUAUUGAGUUGUCACAAAAUAAGCGUGAUGGAGACAUUCUGCAUUUUAAGCAGUGGUAUUGGCCUAAAAAUGAGAUUUUGAAAAAGAAAAUAUUUCACAGAAGCCACCAUGCUUCCAUACAACUGAGCUGUUGAAAACCUUUAAAAGUUCAUGUAUUUUUCAUGUGAAUGCAACAAAUCAAAUCUUAUUUGUCCUUCUUUGCCUGCAUUGUUAUCUAAGCAAGUUUACAAAGCAAGAACCAAAAAUGCCAGUGCUGCAGAGAGAGAUUUCUAUUUAAUGCUGGUUUUCAGCUUAAAUAAAUCUAUCUUAAAAGAUAAAAGAGAGAGUUUCCGAUCUUUGAAGAGUAAAUUGAUGAACAGCUGUUUAUGCCCAAGGGGAUCUUCAGUAACAGUGAACCACAAAUGUUAACUUGCCACAAAAUCGAAUGUAAAUAGGUUGAUUUGGUGGUCGUCAUGGUGGACUUUGAAGUUCAAGCACAAUUCUGUUUUGUUUUGACUUUCUUUUUCCUGAAAUUUCUCAUGAACCUCUUUGUGGAAUACUUAAAUAGCUUUUUAAGAACAAAACACCUUUCUUUGUGUUUAUACUGUAUAAUUUGCACAUAGUCUUGUGUUUAGACUUGUUUACAUCAGUGUUUUUCUGUUCUUCAGAAAAACUGUGGGAAAACGAUUGAAAAGUUUCCUGUACUUUUUUUGUGACCAAACCAUUUUUGAAUACUGCUCUUGAAACUGUGGAUUAUUGAGAUUUAUGACAACAUUUUAGUCAGCUGGUGAGUUGCUGGUAUAUUUUGUUGUUAAUAAUCUUGCUUUAGACAAUAUUGAGUCAGGAGCUAGCAUAGCUACCAGUGAGUAUACACAUGGCACUUUUAGCACUUAUUUACAGCCUCUUCAGUUCUGAUCUU
Molecule: messenger RNA, 1938 nt
Organism: Nothoprocta perdicaria
Lineage: Eukaryota; Metazoa; Chordata; Aves; Tinamiformes; Tinamidae
Gene: DNAJC5
Product: DnaJ heat shock protein family (Hsp40) member C5
Exons: 6
Coding region: 120-716 (198 amino acids)
Biological process (GO): regulation of synaptic vesicle cycle
Cellular component (GO): intracellular membrane-bounded organelle; membrane; presynapse
Source: RefSeq, a predicted model, not a curated record